This is a messenger RNA of Fonsecaea nubica, 1476 nucleotides long. RefSeq lists its product as hypothetical. Bases 1 to 1476 code for a protein of 491 amino acids. The record is from RefSeq and is a predicted model, not a curated record. The transcript has a single exon. Lineage: Eukaryota; Fungi; Ascomycota; Eurotiomycetes; Chaetothyriales; Herpotrichiellaceae.
AUGGCUACUCCUCCCGAUCCACGCAGAAGCCAACGUCUCCAGCAGCUUGGCGAGAAGCGCAAGGCUAGCAGUCCGAUGGCCGCUACGCCGAAGAAAACGAAGGCGGUGACAAAGCCUGCAGAGGAGACAAGUGAUGAUCCAGUUGCACAUUGGGCGGACACAGGGUGGUGGCCAAAGGACUUUUCCACCUCGACGUCGGAGCGUCCGUCAAGUCAUUCCUCAGCAACUGAGGAGCGACACAGUCUAAUGUCACGGUACUCCACGUAUGAAACAAAACUCGAGCAGAAAGGUAUCAUCUACGACGACAAUUACAAGGACGACAAUUACAAGUUGAUAUCCCAGGCUAGCAAGGGACUCAUCAAUGAGAUGUUCGAGGCUCACUAUGGCGACGACCCGCAGUUACUACCACGCUAUGAUGACGACCCGCAGUUACUACCAUGCCCUCGCGAGUUCUUCGAGCCCCUAUGGGGUCGGUUAUCGAGGUCGUGUAACUGGCCUCGUCUAUUCCGAUAUCUUACCCCUUUCGUUGUGCCUUCGGCAGAGCUCCUCUUUGUUGUCGGCGGUCAGCAACACCUAGAGCAUGUCGCGGAAGAAAUAUCUACUCGGUGGCAGAGAAACAUGCUUAUAGGAGGCCGAAUUCCUCGACCAACUAUGGCCAUCGGCCUCAAGAAAUCCGCCUUUACUACAGCAGAGGUUCACAAGUUAAAAUCCCUUAGCUCCAGCGAGAUGCAGACACGCUUCACGCGCAGGAUGUACUUUCCAUUUCUCAUCUGUGAAGUCGUCGGGUAUGGCCAACCCUCGUCUCAGGCUGAGCGGCGGUGUAUGAAGAGCAGCAGCAUGGCCGUUGAUGCCAUCAUCCAGCUACACCGUCGGGUACUAGGAGAUGACGAAGCAUCGAGACUGAGCGGCGAGGUCCUAGUCUUCUCGGUUGUUCACGAAUACGGAGGCAUCACGAUGUGCGGGCAUUUUGCUAUCAUUGAAGGAGCCAAAACUACAUUCCAUCGCUGUAGUGCCAGCCGCCUUCUGGGUCUGAUGGGCUUCCACGAUGAUUUCAACACUGGAAAGGAGUGUUAUGAUUUUAUUAGAAAGCUGUAUGACGAUUUCCUUCCUGCGCAUCUGAAGAGAAUCACAGACGUUCUGGCAAAGAUGAACGACCCUCGAGAAGCGUCGUCGGUUAUAUCACCUUGGAGAAGCGAGCUGGAUCCGUCAGAAAGGUCGAGAUCACCUUCGAGAAGCGACCAGGAUCAGCUAGAAUGGUUGGGAUCACCUUCGAGACGCGACCAGGAUCCAUCACAAGGGUCGAUAUUACCUUGGAGAAGCGAGCUGGAUCCGUCAGAAGUGUCGAGAUCACCAUCGAGAAGCGACCAGGAUCAGCUAGAAUGGUUGAGAUCGACUUCGAGACGCGACCAGGAUCCGUCAGAAGGGUCGAGAUCACCUACGAGAAGCGAACUGGAUCGGAUAGAAUGGUUGAGAUAA